This is a messenger RNA of Camelus dromedarius (Arabian camel), 657 nucleotides long. RefSeq names its product nucleoredoxin like 1 (gene NXNL1). Gene Ontology annotation, biological process: photoreceptor cell maintenance. Lineage: Eukaryota; Metazoa; Chordata; Mammalia; Artiodactyla; Camelidae. The transcript is spliced from 2 exons. The record is from RefSeq and is a predicted model, not a curated record. Gene Ontology annotation, cellular component: mitochondrion. Bases 1 to 657 code for a protein of 218 amino acids.
AUGGCUUCCCUGUUCUCUGGCCGCGUCCUGAUCCGAAACAACAGUGACCAGGAUGAGCUGGACACGGAGGCUGAGCUCAGCCGCAGGCUGGAGAACCGACUGGUGCUCCUAUUCUUUGGUGCUGGGUCAUGUCCGAAGUGCCAAGCCUUUGCACCCAUCCUCCGGGACUUCUUUGUGCGGCUCACAGAUGAGUUCUACGUGCUGCGAGCAGCCCAGCUGGCCCUGGUGUAUGUAUCCCAAGACCCGACGGAGGAGGAGCAGGAUCUGUUCCUCAGGGACAUGCCCGAGAAGUGGCUCUUCUUGCCCUUCGAGGAUGCCCUGAGGAGGGACCUCAGUCGCCAGUUCUUCGUGGAGCGCCUGCCUGCGGUCGUCGUGCUCAAGCCGGGUGGGGAUGUGCUCACGCUCGACGCAGCGGACGAGAUCCGGCGCCUGGGCCCUGCCUGCUUCGCCAACUGGCAGGAGGCGGCUGAGGUGCUGGACCGCAACUUCCUGCAGCCAGAGGACCUGGACGAUCCAGCUCCGCGGAGCCUCACUGAGCCACUGCGCCGUCGCAAGUACCGCGUGGACCCGGCUGCGCUAGGCGCGCGUGGCCGGGAGAGACGGGGCGGCCCCGGGCAGGAGGGCGGGGCAGAGGGUGGGGCAGAAGGGCUGUUCUGA